This is a messenger RNA of Cajanus cajan (pigeon pea), 1653 nucleotides long. Its product is annotated as F-box protein PP2-A13. The record is from RefSeq and is a predicted model, not a curated record. Lineage: Eukaryota; Viridiplantae; Streptophyta; Magnoliopsida; Fabales; Fabaceae. Gene Ontology annotation, molecular function: protein binding.
CAACUCCGUAACAGUCCAGAAUAAUCCUUCGUACUGGAUAAGAACCUCGUAUUCCGAUCCUCACACCUCACACCUCACACCUCACAAUUCAUUGUAUCUCAACAUUCUCAGCCACCCCACAAAACGCUGUGUCGCUCACACCACUCCCCACACAUGUCGUUUCCACCUCCGAUCUCCGUUUAAAAUUCCCGAAAGAAAAAGACACCCCCAAGAUCUGGUCUUGGCUUCUCGCUUUUCUUCCCAAUCUCAUGUAUUUCACUCCAAUCGCUGCUCUCGUCACUUUUCCCUCUCUUGCCCUCUCUCAGAAGAUAGACAAAUUCAGGUUCAAACUCAAGUUCUGAGCCUGAUUCAGAAUCUGGGUGUGUGUGGAAUUGAUAAAUUCAGGUUCAAGGUCAAGUUUUGACUUCAACUCAACUCAUUUGGGGGUGUAAACUGUAAAGUGGUUUGGUUUGGUGUGUGUUUACAUGGGUGGUAGUUUUUCUUCUUGUGUUUGUGAUGGGGAUGGCACCCCUUUGAGGCCUAGGCUUGGGGAUAUACCCGAGAGCUGUGUGGCAUUGGUGUUAAUGUAUUUGGACCCACCAGAUAUUUGCAAGCUUGCUCGGUUGAACAGGGCGUUUCGUGAUGCCUCGUUAGCGGACUUCAUUUGGGAAUCCAAGUUGCCUUUGAAUUAUAAGUUCAUCAUGGAGAAAGCUUUGAAGGAUGCUUCUGUGGCAGAAUUGGGGAAGAGGGAUAUUUAUGCAAGACUCUGCAUGCCCAAUUUGUUUGACAAUGGCACCAAGGAAAUUUGGCUAGAUAAGAGGACGGGUGGGAUGUGUUUGGCGAUUUCUUCACAGGCAUUAAGGAUUACAGGGAUAGAUGAUCGGAGAUAUUGGAGUCGCAUUUCGACCGAAGAGUCAAGAUUCCAUACAGUUGCUUAUCUUCAACAAAUUUGGUGGCUUGAAGUGGAAGGUGAUGUUGAUUUUCAAUUUCCACCUGGAAAAUACAGUGUGUUCUUUAGACUCCAGCUUGGAAGGUCGUCCAAGAGAUUGGGUCGUCGAGUUUGUAAGACUGAGGACAUUCAUGGCUGGGACAUAAAACCUGUGAAAUUUCAGCUAACAACUUCUGAUGGUCAACAUGCUGUAUCCCAAAGUCAUUUGGAUAAUCUAGGCCAUUGGGUUCUCUACCAUGCAGGAAACUUUGUUUCUAAGAAUCCUAAUGAUCUAAUGAAGAUCAAAUUCUCAUUAACUCAAAUUGAUUGCACGCAUACUAAAGGUGGUUUAUGUGUUGAUUCUAUAUUUAUAUGUAACAGUGAUGUAAAAAAAGAGGUGUAGUGUAGGUUGUUUUUGUAGGAAGGAAAUCCGUGUAUAUAGUAGAAUUGAGCUGAGGCACCUGAGUUGACUUUUGUCAUUUAGGUUAGAGGGGAGUUAAGUAGAAGAAAUUCUUCCAAAUAUGCCCCCAACAACACUUCCCUUUAAGUUUUUGUUUCUUUCAUAGUCCCUUUAGAUGUUUUGUUUCUUCAACGGGACAACGUUUUAAUAGGUUGCACACAAUUUUUUUAUCCCGUUUGGACAUUGUAUGUGUGAUUUGUGUAUAUUUCCCCGUUUGUUGGUACUGGGAAUUGAUCGAUGUUGUUUUCUAGAGAAUGGAGCAUUUCAUGUGUUUCAGUUUUACCUA